CCUUAUAUUAUUACAUCUACCACGUAUCUUAAUUUGUUUCAAUUUGAUGCUAAUACUAAUAGUCAAGUUAAUUUAGAUAAGUAAAUUUCAAAAAUUGAACAUAGGAAAUCUGUAUCAUCUAAAUUAUGUAAUAGAAAAUAUUAAUAUUUCAUUUAUAAUUCUGUUUAUAAACAAUUGGAUUAUGGUUAAUUAAUGUACGAGUUUCGCAGAGAUCUUGUAUUUGAUAGUUGACCGGUCAAGAAGGUCUCGGAUAUUUCACAAUAGUGGUGAGGACUGAGGUCUUUUUGCUAUUUGGGUUAACGUCAGGACUUGGGAGUAAAUACAAGAUCUUUUUGCCUUGUCAUCAUCAACUCCAGUCUUCUUCUCUGUUUCUAGUCAACUUUCACGCUUGCCAUGGAAUCCUUCAACUCGGAGCAACCGGAACUUGUUCCUGACCCGCAGAGGAGAAAAACAAUCCAUCAAUAGUUGGAGAUUGCAAAUCGGGAAUCAGAUAUCAUCCCAGAUCUGCCUAUCGAACUCAUCGAAGAAAUCCUUUUGAGGCUACCCGCCAAAUCCUUGGGGAGAUUCAAGUGUGUUUCAAAGCCAUGGCUUUCUUUGAUCUCAAGCCAAGGAUUUAUCAAAGCCCACUUCGCAAUUGCAUCUGGAAGGGAUGAUUUUGGACACCAUGGCUUCAUCUUCACUGCAUAUACCGCAGACGGUGGCUUCCAUCCCGAGCUGCUGUAUUCUGUUACCUCUCUUCUGUAUACGGCCGUCCUCUGAAACCGUCGCUCCGAAGGUAUUUGAGGUUGAUUUACCUGUGAAUCCUAAUAAAUCAUGUUGGUCUAUAAGUUCUUGCAAUGGGCUGGUUUUAAUUACGAACAAUGGUGAUGAAUUGUUUCUGUGUAACCCUUGCACUAAACAAAUUAAGAAAUUGCCUGACCCGGGUAUGGAAAAGAAAGAUUACGUUGCAAAUUUCGGGUUUGGCUAUGAUAAGUUGAAUGAUGAUUUUAAAGUAGUAGGCCUAUUUCGGAGACGGAGUGGCAUGAAUGGAUCUUUUAUGUAUGGCGAAAUCAAAGUGUUUAGUCUAAGGAAUAACUUUUGGCGUGGGAUUGAGAAUCUUAAGAAUCUAGCUGAGGAGAUUUGCAAUGACUAUUAUUUCCAUUAUGCAAGUGGAAGUCUCCAUUGGUGCGUCAGUGAUGGACCUCGUUGGAAAAUUGCUGGCUUUGAUUUAGCGAAUGAGACUAUGUUGAAUUCAACCCUCCAAACUGUGUAGGUAGACCAUAUUAUUUUGAAAUUGGAGUGUUAGGUGACCGACUUUCAGUGGUUUAUGAAUAUGAAAGGGAGGGAGGAGAAGAGCACGUGUAGUCUUUGAGGGGGAAGGGAGGAGAAGAGCACGUGUCUGCCUAUAACAAUUUACAGGAAGCUAGUCUGCCUAUAACAUAGUUAGCAGUAAUUAUAAGUCAUACUGGCAUUUUACAACUGAAAUAUUGAAAUGCUUGGAUUUACAGUUAGCCGUUUGAGGAUUUACAGUUAGCCAUUUGAUUUAUGUCUCAGCCAAUGCUUCUUUUUCAUACGUGUCCUGAUAAAUUUGUCUGGAGAUGAUGUAUGCUGAUUGAAUGUUUAAGCAAAGUUAUUCAUUGUAAAAUGGAGAUGCUCGUGACACAAGCGGAAGCGUUCCCCGAUUUAUGGACCUCAGCAUAUGUUCAGAGUUGGAUUUAAUUCCCUACAAGACAGUGAUACUUGCUCUGACCUUAAUCUAUCAACUUCGCAUCACCAUUUCCUGGUUCUAGCUUCUUGUUGACCCAGAAUUUAAUCCGCGACUCCAUUGAAAUGGUAGAGACCGCAAGUGCUUAAUCCAGUGAAUCAUUAUCAAUUGUGCAUUAUCUGGUGGAUUCUAGCUGUGCUAAAGUAUUUUAUCCCCUAC
Molecule: messenger RNA, 1903 nt
Organism: Oldenlandia corymbosa var. corymbosa
Lineage: Eukaryota; Viridiplantae; Streptophyta; Magnoliopsida; Gentianales; Rubiaceae
Source: the annotation of a GenBank genome assembly